Molecule: messenger RNA, 2291 nt
Organism: Porites lobata
Lineage: Eukaryota; Metazoa; Cnidaria; Anthozoa; Scleractinia; Poritidae
Source: the annotation of a GenBank genome assembly
AUGCUGUGGCAAGACAGCAGUGAUGACUCAAGUAGCAGUGAAGACGACUUGGAUGAACUGUUGCUGGAAUUCAUGUUUCCACAACAAAACGAUGCAAACUACCCCCGUAUUAAUCUCCAGGAUAUACCUGAUGUUCAGUGUGAGGCCAUGUUUAGGUACAAAUUCUUUGCCUUUUGUCUUUUCUUGAACGGCCAAGUUUUAUGCUUGUAAACUUGACUUCAGCAAGUUGUAUAUAUAUAUAAAAAUCCUCACCCUCAAUCUCAGAUUUUCAAAAGGAGAUAUGGAAAGACUCCGGGACGCGUUACAACUGCCAGCCAAUUACAUUUGCAGUCAAGGGACUAUUGCUACUGGGAUGGAGGCACUGAUGAUUCUUUUAAGAAGAUUGGCGUAUCCUAAUCGAUGGAGUGAUCUGGUGCCUGUUUUCGGGCGAACAGUAUCAGAACUGAGCUUGAUAUUUAACAAGGUAAAAUUGUUGCUCUGUCCAUUCGUCUUCCCUGUAGAAGUUGCCUGUAUUCCCCUUUCAUUUUACCAUUCUUGAAUUUGACUAGGGGUGUAGAGAGUCUUACAGUACAUUUUGUGUUGUUUGGUUCACUUUUGUUUGUUUUAGACUACGAAGUCAAGUUGAGGGAAAAAUUUAACUCAUCCUAUUCAAUGGAAUAACUCUUUAAUAAUAAUGAUAAUAUUUAUUCACUUAUGUUGUGCGGAUCUCAAUAUGAUAAUUUUCAUCUGCACAUCACAAUAAUUAUUCAAAUUACAAAUUACAAAUCUAAUUAUCAAAUCCCUAAUUACAAAUCAAAUGUUGGUUUUUGGGAGAGGGGAAAAGCGGAGUACCCGGAGAAAAACCUCUCGGAGCAGAAAGGAGAAUCAACAAACUCAGCCCACUUAUGACGCCGAGUCCGGGAAUUGAACCCAGGCCACAUUGGUGGAAGGUGAGUGCUCUCACCACUGCGCCAACUGUGCUCCCCAUUCUCUUUGCAAUUAGAGUAAUUAAAAUGAUUGUCCCACAUGUGGUUCCAAACAACCCACUUCAUAAAAAAGAAAAAAAAAACAAGAAAACAAACACAAGCACACUGCUGUACUACUUUCCAUGGAUUUCAGAUUAUGGAUGAUAUCUAUGACAGAUUCCACCACCUCUUAGAUAGUCUUGACCUGGUUUGGCUUGACCCUGAAGCUUUUGCUGAGGCUGUUCAUGAAAAAGGAGCUCCUCUUACUGGGUGUUGGGGUUUUAUCGAUGGGACCCCCCGACCAAUAGCCCGUCCCGUCCGCAAUCAAAGAAUUAUGUUCAGUGGUCAUAAGAGAACACACUGCUUAAAAUUCCAAGGUGUUAAACGAAAGAAAGCAAACUUCCUUGCCUUGACAAAAAUAUCACAGCAAAGGAGUCUCCUGUGAAGGCGCUCCAGGCAAGUAAUGCAGGAGAGGGAGUUGCGUUCCCUUUCACCAUAAGAAACCUAUCUAAUACUAUCCUUAUCAAGGAUAAUUAGAACACAUUAUUUUUAGCUAGACUUGUACAUACUGUUUAUACAUCUUCAUCAGUGGGGGCAACCCUGGUAUUUGUAAUUUAGUGGAGUGAAUCUGCAAGAAAUAAAUAAAAUAAAGAGCUUCUCUUGUUGUACUCUUUACAGAUCUGUAAAGGAGGCUAGAUACCAAAGGAGGGUAGAAGAUCUAAUUCAGUAAAGGUUGUUUGGUAAAAUCUGAAAUUCACUACUUCCAAACCAAGUUCCUCAGGCCAAGCAAAAGGAAUCUAACUUCAGUCAGGAAAGAUAUAUAGGGUGUUGUCAUACAACUUAAUACUUCAUUUACAAAUAUUUGUUUCAUUUACUCUUGAGUCUGUUCAAGCCCCAAAUGGCGUGAUAGCCCAUAUGUUUGGUCCUAUAGAGGGUCGCCGACAUGAUGCCUUCAUGCUUGGGGUGAGUGGCCUGUCAGCUAAACUGCGUCGAUUUGUUCAACCCAAUGGAGAGCCAUACGUCAUUUAUGGGGAUCCUGCCUAUGGCAUUACACAGAACAUUAUUGCUCCAUUCCGUCAAGCACACCUUACAGAUGAUGAGCAGGAAUUUAAUACGAGAAUGAGCAGAGUUCGGACAUGUGUGGAAUGGGGUUUUGGUAAAAUCUGCCAAAAUUUUGCAUAUUUAGACGUUAAAAAGAACUUAAAGAUCCCUUUACAGCCUGUGGGUAAAUAUUAUUUAGUUGCAUGUAUUCUUAUCAAUUGUCACACCUGUUUAUAUGGGUCACAGACAACCACUUAUUUUAGUUUAGAGCCGCCACCCCUGGAAACCUACCUAUCCAACCUGUGA